This is a messenger RNA of Paecilomyces variotii, 2031 nucleotides long. Its product is annotated as F-box and WD repeat-containing protein. The coding region runs from base 1 to 2031 and encodes 676 amino acids. The transcript has 4 exons. Gene Ontology annotation, molecular function: protein binding. Lineage: Eukaryota; Fungi; Ascomycota; Eurotiomycetes; Eurotiales; Thermoascaceae. The record is from RefSeq and is a predicted model, not a curated record.
AUGAGCGAGCGGCGAGCGUCUUUGUUGAACACUGGAGACGGCCACCCACGUCCUCGCAGUAUACCGGAACCGCUUUCUUCCAUCCAGUCUCGAGCGUCAGGUGGCAGGAACAUGCUCUCCAGUUUCUCCCACUCGCACCCGAGGCCUCUGCCGACUCCCAAUAAACCGAUCUCUCCCUUACCCCCGAAUCUCCUACCGUCAGCACCGACAUCACCUCCGACACCCGCCCCUAGCCCAACACCACAUCAGAGACCUCCCAGUUGGCAGCAGUCUGCCGAGGAAGAAGAAGAUGCGUUUCUCUUGAACGCCAGAAUACAUUUCAGCUCGUUGGGGAGCGUACAGAGGCAGAAGUUCUUGGCAGGCAUCCUGAAUCUAUGCGAUAACCAGCAACUCAGCUUUGUCUCCAGCUUCGUAAGCCCACGCCUAAGGAAGGACCCUUUUCAGGCUUUCCCCAACGAGUUAUGUCUAAGGGUUCUAUCUUUCAUAGACGACCCGAAGACGCUGGCGAGAGCAUCGCAAGUAUCGAGGCGAUGGAACGAGCUUCUGAACGAUGAUAUGACAUGGAAGAACUUAUGUGAGAAGCAUGCGUACGCAUACAGGAGAGGUUCAGAGGAUGAGAGAGAAUUCAUCGAUCCUUUCCACAACCAGCCUUCGUCAGCCGUGGUUGCCCCUACGUCCUUUGGCCGGUCGCAGAGGAGAUCGAACAUUAGUGGUCUGCGUGCUGCUGACAGUGUUCCCGAUCUUUUUGGCAGCUCGGCUUCCGAUAACCCCUGGUCGAUCACACCGAGCCGGAAGCGACGAGCCAAGCCGUCCUCUUACAGGGCUCAUUUUAAGCAAAAAUAUAUGGUCGAGUCAGCCUGGAACAAGGGUGGGCGAUGUACGCAAAGGCAUAUCACUCCCGAUCAGGGGGUUGUCACCAGCUUACAUCUGACACCUAAGUAUAUUGUGGUUGCGUUGGACAAUGCAAAGAUCCACGUUUAUGAUACGAAUGGAGAUAACCAAAAAACACUCCAGGGACAUGUUAUGGGUGUAUGGGCCAUGGUCCCGUGGGAUGACAUCCUCGUCAGCGGAGGGUGUGACCGUGAAGUGCGAGUUUGGAACAUGGCCACUGGUGCUGGUAUCCACUUGCUGCGAGGUCAUACAUCUACUGUGCGCUGUCUAAAGAUGUCUGAUGCGAACACUGCUAUCUCAGGAUCCAGAGAUACCACGCUGCGGAUAUGGGACCUCGCGACCGGGAUGUGUAGGAAUGUUCUGGUCGGACAUCAAGCAAGUGUCAGAUGUCUCGGUAUCCAUGGUGAUCUUGUUGUUUCUGGUAGCUACGACACGACCGCACGCAUAUGGAGUAUUUCGGAGGGCCGAUGUUUGCGGACACUCUCUGGCCAUUUUAGCCAGAUCUAUGCAAUUGCCUUUGAUGGCAAGAGGAUCGCCACGGGCAGUCUCGACACGAGCGUUCGGAUAUGGGAUCCUCAUACCGGCCAGUGCCAUGCGAUUCUGCAAGGUCACACAUCCCUUGUGGGUCAAUUGCAGAUGCGGGGAGAUACGCUUGUUACCGGUGGCUCAGACGGAUCAGUCCGAGUCUGGUCUCUAACAAGGAUGGCACCUAUCCACCGGUUAGCAGCCCAUGACAAUAGCGUUACCAGCCUGCAGUUUGAUAGUACUCGAAUUAUGAGCGGCGGUAGCGAUGGCCGCGUAAAGGUUUGGAGUCUCGAAACGGGCCAGCAACUGCGAGAGCUGUCGUCCCCUGCAGAGGCCGUCUGGAGGGUGGCUUUUGAAGAUGAGAAAGCGGUAAUUAUGGCGAGCCGAGCCGGUCGCACUGUGAUGGAGGUUUGGUCUUUCGCCCCUCCACCUGAAGAGGUAUACGGUGAUUCAGUGGCCCUUGAGAGUGCAUCGAGUACUCCCGGGUUAGGCCCGACCCGGCAGAAGCGUGGCAGCUCUUCAGACGUCAGUAGACACAGAGCCCCCUUCUCUGAUCCUCCUCCGGCAAUAUCCUUGGCCAGUGACGACGACCAGCCAAUGCCGGAUGCUUCUUGA